UACAAAUGCGACCCCCGAAGGCUGCAGCCUUUUGAUUGAGAAGCGGCCACUGUGUCGCUAUGCACUUUUCAUACAGACAUGCUCAGACGAUAGUUAAACUCCCAAUGGUUUGUAAUAGUGGGCUGUUUGUUGUGGAUACUUGAAAGGCUACUGGUUAUCAUCAUCAGCACUUGAGGACAUUUCUGAAAGGACGCACUGAAGCGAACAAAUCGAUGACUAUCCAUCCAGUAACAGUUUUACAGUAGGCUACGUCGAGUUGCUGGCUGCUUACGGUUACUAUGGUAAAGCUGUGUGGAGGACCUGACUUUAAACAGUGUGGACGGACUGCUCGUUAAUGUGGAAUAUUUAUACUUCCGACUAAAAUUAUAUUUCACAUAAAGAGAGCUAUGUAAUUAACUUCCGUCUUUCUUCAGUAUAUGUAACCCUGUGAGAUGGAUAAGUAUGAGAAACUGUCUAAGAUUGGGGAAGGCUCAUAUGGAGUGGUGUUCAAAUGCAGACAGAGGGACACGGGUCAGAUAGUGGCCAUUAAAAGGUUUGUGGAGUCUGAAGAUGACCCAGUCAUCAAGAAAAUAGCACUGAGAGAAAUCCGCAUGCUGAAGCAACUGAAGCACGUAAAUCUGGUGAACUUGCUGGAGGUCUUUAGGAGGAAGAGACGUCUUCACUUAGUCUUUGAGUUUUGUGAACAAACUGUACUCAAUGAACUAGACAAACACCCACGAGGUGUUCCUGAAGCACAACUCAAGAAUAUUGUAUGGCAAACACUACAGGCUGUGAACUUCUGCCACAAACACAAUUGUAUCCAUCGAGACGUGAAGCCAGAAAACAUUCUUUUGACCAAGACCGGUGUGAUCAAGCUUUGUGAUUUUGGCUUCGCUCGCAUCCUCACUGGCCCAGGUGAUGAUUACACAGAUUACGUGGCGACUCGCUGGUACCGAGCUCCUGAGCUUUUAGUAGGAGAUACUCAAUACGGUCCACCUGUGGACGUGUGGGCCAUUGGUUGUGUUUUUGCAGAGCUGUUGUCUGGAAAUCCUCUCUGGCCAGGACGUUCUGAUGUGGAUCAGCUGUUUCUCAUUCGACAAACGCUGGGUGACUUGAUCCCACGACAUCAACAGGUGUUCCGGUCCAAUGUCUUCUUUAGUGGAGUGAGCAUUCCUGAGCCCGAUACCAUGGAGCCACUGGAAAAAAGGUUUCAUGGUCUUUCUCCUCAUGCUGUUACUGUCAUGAAGUCCUGUCUAGUAAUGGAUCCUUCUGACAGACUGUCAUGUGAAGAACUCCUAGAGCUACCAUACUUUCAAGAGGAUGGAGGAACAUGCUGCACCAGAGAGGCGGAUCGUCCUGGAAGACGUAACGAGAAAGGCUCUAGACGCAGAGUCACAGGGCCCCAGUACUUUCCACAGCUGAUCAACAGCAACGUCUCACCAGCACCUGAACUGAAGAAUAAACACAGAAACAAAAAUGACCAUCGUUUACCCAACAUCUGAUAAUGACACCAGAGCAAAUGUGUUUGACAAGCUAAAGUGCCUAUAAGACAUCUAUAGAUGUAAAGCACCUCAAGAAGACUAUAUUACUUUUACUUUAUAAAUACCUGUUCAACCUCA
This is a messenger RNA of Misgurnus anguillicaudatus (oriental weatherfish), 1598 nucleotides long. Its product is annotated as cyclin-dependent kinase-like 1. The record is from RefSeq and is a predicted model, not a curated record. Gene Ontology annotation, biological process: protein phosphorylation. Gene Ontology annotation, molecular function: ATP binding; protein serine/threonine kinase activity. Gene Ontology annotation, cellular component: nucleus. NCBI's taxonomy places the organism in Eukaryota, Metazoa, Chordata, Actinopteri, Cypriniformes, Cobitidae.